Colletotrichum orchidophilum is the source of this 696-nucleotide messenger RNA. RefSeq lists its product as uncharacterized. NCBI's taxonomy places the organism in Eukaryota, Fungi, Ascomycota, Sordariomycetes, Glomerellales, Glomerellaceae. Bases 1 to 696 code for a protein of 231 amino acids. The transcript has a single exon. The record is from RefSeq and is a predicted model, not a curated record.
AUGAUCCUCAACAGAUUCAUCCCCAUCUCCCUCCUCGCAAGCCUGGCCCUCGCAUCGCCAAUCCUCAAAAAUCGCGAUGACGACAACAACGACAAUAACGGAACAGGGAAAGCCCUCAACGCCACAGAAAUCAUCCUCGCCGUCGCCCCCAAAUCAGCCUCCUGCGACGGCGUAACAACUUUUGCAGACGAGUGCGCAACAGUAGACCGCAUAGCCGCCUACCUCCCAGCGGCCUUCUGGAAAUACAACGUCAGCACAACUGGUGAGAUGGCCGCCGUCCUCAGCCUCAUGGCGUUCGAGACGGGCGAAUUCCGGUACAACCGCAACCACUACCCCGGUCGACCCGGCCAGGGCACGCGCAACCUCCAGAUGCCCAAUUACAACCUCAUGUACGCGCUCUCCAUCCCCGAGCUCAAGGACAAGGCCGCUGAGAUCGCUGGCGGCGUCGCCGACGGCGCGGACUUGACCGACGACAAGAAGAACCAGAUUCUCGAUCUCGUCAUCCCGGACGACUACACAUGGGGCUCCGCCGGUUGGUUCCUGGACACGCAGUGUGACAAGAGCGUCAAGGAGGAGCUCGAGACUGGGACUGUCAGGGGAUUCACGCUCUACAUGGAAUGCAUCGGCACAUCGGGUACCGAGGACCGUGUCGCGUACUGGACCAAGGCUAAAGCGGCUUUUGGCAUGUCCUCUUAA